This is a messenger RNA of Tetrahymena thermophila SB210, 519 nucleotides long. RefSeq names its product transmembrane protein, putative. Lineage: Eukaryota; Ciliophora; Oligohymenophorea; Hymenostomatida; Tetrahymenidae. The transcript is spliced from 2 exons. The record is from RefSeq and is a predicted model, not a curated record.
AUGGAAUAUAUUUUGGAUCACUAGAUAUGUUUGUUUUUCCGAUAUAGCUUUAGUUUAUUUCAACAUCUUAAAAUAAAACACUUAAUUAAUUCUUUGUUGAUGCUACUUUGUUUUAAAAUAUUAUCUAAAUAAGUUAAGAUUUUACUUGCUACACAGAUUCACAAGGGUGGGUGUGGUUUUAUUCUUUCUCAUCAUAAACAUUAGUUCAUUCAAAGAGAUUUCAUGUUAGCGUCACAACUAUGUUAAUUUACUUGGAGUUAUCUUCUGAAAUAUUUGCAAUAAGUUAAAAUAAAAUAUAUUAUGGAAUUCUUAAUUUUUAUACUGGUGACGACAUAUAGAAUUAUAUUAUAAAUUCUUAGUCUAGUAGUGUAUCAGAUAUUUAAUUAAUAGAUAAUUUAGACUUAUUAAUUGUCAAUAGUGGUGAUUCUUAAUAUGAGUUUUAUUAAAAAUCUACAGGAUCUUUGCUAUAAACUAUCAAAUAGCCUUUAAUUUUCUAUGUCUAAUCAUUUUAGUAAUUGA